AUGCUGUGUGGACUGGAACUUAGUCCUGGUCUGCAAGGAAAGUCGGCAAGUAUCUGCUUAAGCAUAGAUGGCAGAGCGAAGAAGUGGAUCGUGUAUCCACACCCCUACCUUCAGGUACAGGGAGAGUUAAUACCAACUUUAACCAUUAACCAAGUCUACAAGUACUUAGGCGUUAACAUCUCGCCACAAAGUACAAAGGCAACCGUUUCAGAUACGCUGAAGCAGGGGCUGAGUAACAUCUCUAAAGCCCCACUGAAGCCGCAACAGAGGCUAUAUACUGCUGACUGCCAUCUGGUUCCCAAGCUACUCCACCAGCUUAGUCUAACACCGUCAUCUGCCAAGUACUUGAAAUGGCUCGAUUUAACUAUGCGAUCUGCUGUUAGGUCCUGGCUUAAACUACCGAAGGACACCUCAACCACCUUUUUCCAUGCUAAGGCGGUUGAUGGUGGGUUGAAUCUUCCUCUGUUAGAGCACGAAAUACCACUCCUUAAUCAAGCAAGAGCUGCUAGAAUGGCUGAUUCCACGAACCCGGUGGUACGUGCUAUGCUGGAAACCCCGGUGGCACGUUAAGUCCUCAGGGAAAAGCAGACUACCCUAAAUGCCUCUGUUGUGGGAACACGGCAGGGUCUGAGGGGUGUGUUAGCACAACAACUGAAUCGUUCAUGCAAUGGACGAGGACUGGCGACAGCCCCACAUGUACCCGCACAACAUCUGUGGGCAACUUCGGGGGAUAUGACACUUAAUGGACAUGCAUACAUUGGUGCGAUCAAGAUCAGGGGCAACUUGGUCAGUACAGCCUUGAGAUCAGCUAGAGGUCGCCCCAACCAUGACAUCAGAUGCGACUGCUGCGGCAGACCAGAGUCCUUGGGUCACAUCUUACGGGUGUGUCCUCAGACUCGUGCAUCACAC
Molecule: messenger RNA, 909 nt
Organism: Porites lobata
Lineage: Eukaryota; Metazoa; Cnidaria; Anthozoa; Scleractinia; Poritidae
Source: the annotation of a GenBank genome assembly